Molecule: messenger RNA, 1087 nt
Organism: Mandrillus leucophaeus (drill)
Lineage: Eukaryota; Metazoa; Chordata; Mammalia; Primates; Cercopithecidae
Product: glutamate dehydrogenase 1, mitochondrial-like
Exons: 5
Coding region: 2-805 (267 amino acids)
Biological process (GO): L-glutamate catabolic process
Cellular component (GO): mitochondrion
Molecular function (GO): L-glutamate dehydrogenase (NAD+) activity
Source: RefSeq, a predicted model, not a curated record
AAUGGACACGCCUGUGUUACUGGUAAACCACAGCCAAGGGGGAAUCGAUGGACGCAUCUCUGCUACUGGCUGUGGCAUCUUCCAUGGGUUUGAAAACUUCAUCAGUGAAGCUUCUUACAUGAGCAUUUUAGGAAUGACACCAGGGUUUGGAGAUAAAAUAUUUGUUGUUAAGGGAUUUGGUAACGUGGGCCUACACUCUAUGAGAUAUUUACAUCGUUUUGGUGCUAAAUGUAUUGCUGUUGGUGAAUCUAAUGAGAGUAUAUGGAAUCCAGAUGGUAUUGACCCAAAGGAACUGGAAGACUUCAAAUUGCAACAUGGGUCCAUUCUGGACUUCCCCAAGGCAAAGCCCUAUGACAGAAGCAUCUUGGAGGCCGACUGUGACAUACUGAUCCCAGCUGCCAGUGAGAAGCAGUUGACCAAAUCCAACUCACCCAGGGUCAAAGCCAAGAUCAUUGCUGAAGGUGCCAAUGGGCCAACAACUCCAGAAGCGGACAAGAUCUUCCUGGAGAGAAACAUGGUUAUUCCAUUAUUGUUUGGGACUACUUUUGGUUCUACUUCCUUUUUCUUUUCUGUUAGCAAUAUCUUGAUCUCUCUCUCUCUCUUUUUUUUUUUUUCCAUAGUGUCUGUUCAAGAGAGUUUAGAAAGAAAAUUUGGAAAGCAUCGUGGAACUAUUCCCAUUGUACCCACAGCAGAGUUCCAAGACAGGAUAUCGGUGAGUGUGCUCACCCCACAGUUGUACUUUACACAUGGUCCCUGCUCUUUUGUUCAGGCAGAGCUGGUUAGAUGGAUUUCAUUUAUGGCAUAGUCUUUGUAAUUAGCUUGACAGUAAGUGUGUGACAUGUGUGUUUUUUACCUUCCCUUUUCAUUACAUUCUAAAACUGGAGUAAGAAUCCUAAUGACUACUGACAAAUUUAAAAUAAAUAAAUUUGGUAUUUUUCACACACAUGUUUUAACAGUGAAGGAUUAAUAUGUACUUUAAUUAUUUUAAGCUUCAGAGAAAUAGGAAGAAUUGAAAAGUAAGCAUUAGAUUGAACUAUAUGGGAGUCCAAGAGUUUGAGACCAACCUGGGGAACAUAGCGAGUCCCCA